UAGUCGAACAAUUAUUUUGGUAUAUACUUCUUCAGUCAUCAACAUUAAACAUCAUACCCUUUUAGGUUUUAAAUGACAGUGACAUUCUUUAUCAGCUUCAUUCCUUACGAAUCUAUAAACUCUAAUGAAUAUAACAUGUUUUCAAUGACAGUUAUAUAUGACGAUAAUGAAUCUGAAACUGAAGAAGACGAGGAAUUGUAUUGUGAAGAUCUACCUCAACCACAUUGCCUUUCUGGCGUUCAAACUGAAAAAAUAGAAAACGACACUGUUAAGAAUGAUUUACAAGAGACUCUUCAAGUAGAAAGUGACGUCUAUGAAGAGUAUGACUUUAUGCCAGAGAAACAGCAAGCUCAUGAAGCAUACCACUACAACAGAAAAUCGGAAACUGCCUAUGACAUUCCACCUGCGCCUUCUUCUUUUGAUGCUGUGAAUAAUUCAAAUCAAAGCAAGCUAGAAUAUGAUCUACAUGAAAUUAAUGCACCACCAGUUCCACCUCGGAAGUGGCAGUUGGCAAGUACACAGUUAGGUGAUAAAACUUUACCAGCAUCCUGUAGGGGAAUAUUUAAAAGAUUAUCAAGCAUCCUUGAUGACAGAGAAAGUAUAAAUCAGUCUGAAACUAUGGAUGAGUUUGAUGAUGAUAUGUGCAAGUUUGUUAAUCCUUCAGAUAAUGUAACAUUAAUGGGUGAAACUGAGAAGCUGAAGAAAGUACACCAUGUUCUUACUGUCCAAAACUCACUCUUGAAACAAAAGUGUUCUAUGUUUACAGAUAUAAACAAAGACAUGAAAGACCGUCGCGAAAUUUUGGAAAAAAUAGCACUUAAGGAAAAGGAAAAUCAUGCUUUACUUGCAGGCCCGGUAGCAAGUGACAAUCUUGAAAGUAAUGAAGAAGCAAACGAGUUUUAUCCAACGUCUAGAACCAAUUGGGGAGCUGAGGACACGCAUACAGAUACAUUUGUUCCGAUCAAGCAAACAUUUGAUUACAGAGAUCCAAUACUUACUGAAGAAAUAUAUUUUCCAGGCCUUGAAUCACAUUUCUCAUUAGAUCCUUCAUCAUUUGUUACUAUAUACGACGUAAACUUUGACAAUCGAAACAAAAUUGUAGCUAUGUUUGACAAAGACAGUGGUAUCGGUAUGAACUAAAAUAAACCCGAACUUUGGUGUGAAAGUUUCGUAGUAACACAAAAAAUGACAUCUUCUUUUUAAAGCUAAGUGGUACAUUACAAACACAUAAAUGCAUUGUAAAAAAACUACGUCAAUAUUUGCUAGAACAUUCAUGGAAUUGUUAAUAGUGAAAAUACAGCAUGAAAUACGAUGUCACUGUAAUGAUUGUUAGAUCAUUCCUUUUUAUAAUGCAGAUACAAGGACAGGAAACAAUAUCUUACUAGGAAAUUACUAUUAACUGAACUAAUAUUGUGUCUUAUGAUUGAUCAUAGCCCUCACUGCAAAACGCUGAUAAAGUUUUACAGAUAUUAUAUAUACUCUAAAUUGGUACACAAAUCAUUCAAAAAUAACGUUUCUCAUUCACAUCUGGCCUGUUUGGUUAACAGGUCAUGUUGACAAAUCAUGUAAACAGUGCAAUAAAAGGGUUAAAUUCCACGUGAAAUAGUUCCCUCAUAUGAAAACAAUCAUUUGCAAGAGACAAUCAGCUGGUUUGGAAAGGAAAGUUAUAUUUCAAAUGAAAUAUGUAUAACAGAAAGUUUGUACUUUUAUUAGAUCUUUCGUCUAAAGGACAAGGAAAUGUAAAGGAGUAGCUAAAAAAAAAUGAAAAACUGUCAAACGUGUACGCAAUGGAUCAAAAUUGUUUCGUCAAUAAAUAUCAGAAAGUUAGAUUUUUAUUUAAGCAUCUAUUGACAUUAUUGGAGCGUUAUAAUUAUUACACAGUUAUGCAAAUAAUGUUGAAAAACUACCCCACCGCAAAGCAAAGUUGUCAUGCAUAAAUUUUGACUGUUUAUGCCUUAUCUUAAGAGACUGUUUCAUUAAGCGACCAUUGUUGGUGUUUUUCUUGCGCGGUCCCUAAAAAGUCCGUAUGUUGUGAUCCACUAUAAAUCGUAUAUCAAUAAUUUGUUAAAUGUUGUUUUUGUUUUUGUUUGUUGUUUUUUUUCUUCUGUUCGAAUGGAUAUUAUAAACUACAAGGGUGAGGAUUAUGUAUUUAUACAACUGUAUGCAAAAAACAUGUUUCAAUUCUUCCAUACGUUUAAAUGCAUACGCUACGUGAUUUUUUUAUUUGGAUUAUUGCUAUAAAAUAAAAUUUUGGAACAGUUUUAAUUCAUAACUUAAUCACUUAUUUUUCACAAUAUGCUUUGUAGAGUCAGUUUUUAAUAUAUUGUGUUGCUUAUCGCCAUAAUGUCUUUUUUGUAUGUAAAACAAGUGUCACGUUAUGACAUUAUGUAAUUUCAUGUGAUUUUCAUUAUGUAUUGAUGAAGGCGUAACGCCGAAAAUUGUAAAAGAUUAACAUAACUCGAUCGUGUGAUUUUGCUUUUUCUGUUCCUAAUUUUUAAUAUUUAAUUAUUACAUGGAUCAUGAUUAACAGAUAUAUGUUUAUCAUUUAAGUGUUAUGAUUUUAUAACUUGUAGAAGCUGCCUAUGAAUGGUCAUACCUGGGUUGUAUUAUUUAAAAAUAUUUGUAAACGACAAUUUUAUACAAUGAAAAUACAUCAUGUCGCUAACAUUACUUACAAACCCUGUGUAUUGUUCUUUUUAUAUUA
This is a messenger RNA of Ruditapes philippinarum (Manila clam), 2704 nucleotides long. RefSeq lists its product as uncharacterized. NCBI's taxonomy places the organism in Eukaryota, Metazoa, Mollusca, Bivalvia, Venerida, Veneridae. The record is from RefSeq and is a predicted model, not a curated record. The transcript is spliced from 4 exons. The coding region runs from base 73 to 1140 and encodes 355 amino acids.